This is a messenger RNA of Suillus fuscotomentosus, 915 nucleotides long. RefSeq names its product terpenoid synthase. NCBI's taxonomy places the organism in Eukaryota, Fungi, Basidiomycota, Agaricomycetes, Boletales, Suillaceae. The coding region runs from base 1 to 915 and encodes 304 amino acids. The record is from RefSeq and is a predicted model, not a curated record. The transcript is spliced from 7 exons.
AUGAUAUACCUCCCAGACACUAUGACUAACUGGCCCUGGCCUCGUACCAUCAAUUCUCAUUUUGAAGAUAUGAAAGCUGAAGUCAAUGCUUUGAUCCAUGGUUUCAAGGCUGUGAGUCCUGAAUCACGGGCAGCAUUCAGUAAAUGUUUCUGUGAUUUGAUCAAUGCUUUCUUGUUUUUGGACGAGUACACCGAUACCGAAAACGGGGUAGUCACCAAGGAAAUUGUGGAUAUUAUUUUGGGUUCCACAAUCCAAUCCACGAGUCUGUCUUCUCGACAUCACUUCCUUGAAACCUUUACUGCAUCUCUUCAUGGAUUUGUUGCCAAGGCUCUUGACCAUGAACAAGGUCAUAGGCGCAGUAUCAAUGACUACAUGAAGCUCUGGCAGUAUACGGUUUGUUUAAAACCAUGUUUAUUCAUAUAUGAAAUGGAGAUGGACCUUCCUGAUGAAGUGUUCCACCAUCAUGUCAUCAUGGAUCUUGCUGAAUGCAUCACAGACUUAGUUCUGAUUGAUAAUGACAUGAUCUCAUACACCAAAGAACAAGCAGCUGGGAACAAAGACCACAACAUGAUAAGUAUUAUCAUGUUGGAAGUUGGUCUCGACAUAAGCGUUCCUUCGUGGGGACCUUCUGUUGACAUCCUAGUCAAAGAGUAUCUUUAUGGGAUAGCAAUGUGGCCCCAAGCAAACCAUUCUUGGAGUUACAAAAUUCACAGGUACUUUGCCACCAGUGGUCCCAAAAUACAGCAAACUAGAAUUGUCCCGUUGUUGCCAAGGCCAGACUGUGUGAAUCUAUCAAGUAGGUCUAUUCAGAUACGAAGCUCUUUCUAUAGAAUCUGGCGCCAGCUAUUCUUGUACCUUACAUAUUUCAUUGUGUAUAUUAACUUACUACCACGUUUCUCCGUCUGUCCCUCAUAG